Molecule: messenger RNA, 1220 nt
Organism: Mangifera indica (mango)
Lineage: Eukaryota; Viridiplantae; Streptophyta; Magnoliopsida; Sapindales; Anacardiaceae
Product: heavy metal-associated isoprenylated plant protein 39-like
Exons: 4
Coding region: 661-1062 (133 amino acids)
Molecular function (GO): metal ion binding
Source: RefSeq, a predicted model, not a curated record
CUGAUGACUCAACAACAUUUGACCCUUUAGUAUAGUUCUUUACUAUUCCAGAAACACAGGUGCAGUAUGUGCGAGGCAUGGACAACGGAGAUGAAGGGCACGUAAGCUUUUGUUGGUGUUGCAUCUAACAACCUGGUGAGAGAAUUUGUAUCCGGGUUGGCUGAUUGUAAUCCUUUGUGUAUAUAUAAGCCUAUUAGUGAAAGGGUGUAACAGCGUGACCAAGAGAGAAGAAAAUGACACAGUUAUAAACUAAGCCCUGGAUCGUCUUCAGGGUACAACAAGACAAAGCUUGCAGAUAAGCACUACGGAAACAGCCAUUUCAGGGAAAUAUAAAACCCAACGGCACCGAAAACGACUUGAUGUGGAAACAUGGAAAUGGGUUUCUUGUUUUCCAAGGGCCAAGGCAAUUUCUUUGUGUGGUUCCCUCUAAGUUUGAAAGUGGGCUUAUUUCUAUAUAAUAACCCUGUGGUUAAUAUAAAUUGUCAAUACGACGCUUUCAACAAUUUAAGACCAGUCAGAGCUCUCUCUUCUAAUUUUUAAUUUGUAAAAAUAUAAUUCCUUCUAGUUAUAUAUACUUUGUUUUUGUUUAUUGAUCUUUCUUGUGUGGAAGUCUGCCUGCCUCUCAAGUCUCGAGUCAGAGCUUUAAACAAAACAUCAGCAAUGAAGAAAUUUGUGUUGAAAUUGGAUUUUCAUGAUGACAAAGGAAAGCAGAAGGCCAUGAAAGCAGUUUCUACCUUUCCAGGGAUUGAAUCCAUUGCGAUUGACUCGAAGGACGGUAAAUUAACAGUAAUUGGAGACGUUGACCCCAUCUGCGUUGUGCAAAAAUUGAGAAAAAACAAAUGGUUCUGUGAGAUUUUGACAGUGGGGCCAAAAGAGGAGAAGAAGCCAGAUGACAAGAAGAAGGAAGAAGAAAAGAAGAAAGCAGAGGAAAAGAAAAAGGAAGAAGAAAAGAAAAAAAUGGCUGAGCUUGCGAAAGCCUACCAAGCUUACAAUCCUUACAUGACGACACAUUACCAUGUGAUGAGUGCCGAAGAGAAUCCAAACGCUUGUGUUAUAUGUUGAGAUGAAGUUCGUAGGUGAACAGGUUUACAUAUUGCACAGUUGAUGGCUGGUGAAUUGUACUGGGAGAUUCAAUUUCAGAGUGACUAAUUUUCGCCUGAAGGUAUGAAUAUGGAUUAUUAUAUACUAUAGAGAGAAUAAAUGAAUUUGGAUUCAAAGGA